This is a messenger RNA of Trypanosoma grayi, 2697 nucleotides long. Its product is annotated as putative aconitase. Gene Ontology annotation, cellular component: mitochondrion; cytosol. The record is from RefSeq and is a predicted model, not a curated record. Gene Ontology annotation, biological process: tricarboxylic acid cycle; citrate metabolic process. The transcript has a single exon. Bases 1 to 2697 code for a protein of 898 amino acids. Gene Ontology annotation, molecular function: aconitate hydratase activity; 4 iron, 4 sulfur cluster binding. Lineage: Eukaryota; Euglenozoa; Kinetoplastea; Trypanosomatida; Trypanosomatidae.
AUGAUACGUGGUACCACUCCUCUGAAGGCUGGUAGACCCCAGGUCAACCCCUUCAAGAAAUACCUUGCGACUUUGAAGGCAGAUGGAGGUGAGGCACAGUACUACAAGCUGCAUGAGAUCGAUUCGAAAUACGACACUCUACCUUUCUCCAUUCGUGUUCUCCUUGAAUCAGCUGUUCGAAACUGCGACGAAUUCGAUGUCACUUCAAAGACUGUGGAGAAUAUCCUUAACUGGAAGGAGAAUUGCCAUAAAAACAUCGAAAUCCCCUUCAAACCCGCUCGCGUUGUGCUACAGGAUUUCACUGGUGUGCCAUGUGUGGUCGAUUUGGCUGCAAUGCGGGAUGCGACGAAGCGUCUGGGCGGAAACCCCGAGAGUAUCAACCCUCAAAUCCCAGUGGAACUCGUCGUUGAUCACUCUGUUCAAGUGGACAAGUACGGUACCGCAACAGCGGCAAAACAGAACCAGGAUAUUGAGAUGCAUCGCAACCGCGAGCGUUUCGAGUUCCUCAAGUGGGGUUCAAAAGCUUUUGACAACCUGCUGAUUGUUCCCCCUGGCUCCGGCAUUGUUCACCAGGUCAACCUGGAAUACCUCGCCCGUGUUGUGUUCAACAAUAAGGGCAUUCUUUACCCCGACUCUGUUGUCGGUACGGACUCACACACAACGAUGGUGAACGGCGUUGGUGUGAUUGGCUGGGGUGUUGGUGGCAUUGAGGCAGAAGCAGGUAUGCUGGGCCAAUCGUUGUCGAUGGUGCUGCCGCAGGUUGUGGGCUACCGUUUCACUGGAAAGUUGUCAGAGGGAUGCACGGCAACUGAUCUUGUGCUUGCUGUCGUGAAGAAUCUGCGUAAGCUUGGUGUCGUGGGUAAGUUCGUGGAGUUCUACGGCCCUGGUGUCAGCAGCCUUUCUCUGCCAGACCGCGCGACGCUGGCGAACAUGGCGCCGGAAUACGGUGCCACCACCGGUUUCUUCCCGAUUGAUGAGGAGACAAUCAACUACCUCCGUUGCACAAGCCGCACCGCAGAGCACCUUUCGCGCAUUGAAGACUACGCCAAGGCUGUUAAGAUGUUCCGUACUGGAAGCGAGCAGAUCGAGUACUCCCAGAACUUGGAAUUAGAUCUCUCCACAGUUGAGCCAGCCGUUGCUGGCCCAAAGCGCCCACAUGACCACGUGCCGCUAAAGAAUAUGAAAGCAGACUUCAACGCCUGUCUUGGUGCCAAGACUGGCUUCAAGGGGUUCGGAAUUCCUCCUGGCGAACACGACAAGGUGAAGCAUUACACUAUCAAUGGUCAGGAGGCGGAGAUGCGGCAUGGAAGUGUUGUGAUUGCCGCUAUCACAUCUUGCACCAACACGUCUAACCCCAACGUCCUCGUUGCAGCAGGUCUCCUUGCAAAGAAGGCGAUUGAAAAGGGACUGAAGGUGCCACCGGGUGUCAAAACCUCCCUGUCGCCCGGUUCGCAUGUGGUGACAAAGUACCUUGAAGCCUCUGGUUUGCAGGCGUCCCUGGAUACACUGGGUUUCAACACAACUGGAUACGGAUGUAUGACUUGUAUUGGUAAUUCUGGUGAUAUUGACCCAGCAGUGUCAAAAUGCAUCACCGACAACAACUUUGUUGCGGCUGCAGUACUCUCUGGAAACCGAAACUUUGAAGCCCGUGUUCACCCGUUGACAGCCGCAAACUUUCUUGCGUCGCCGCCGCUUGUCGUGGCGUACGCUCUGGUUGGGCGUGUCAAUAUUGAUUUCGACACCGAGCCCAUCGCAAGCGGCGUGUACCUUCGCGACAUCUGGCCCACCAACGAAGAGGUGGCAGCGGUGGUGAAGCAAUACGUCACACCAGAUCUCUUCAAGUCAGUGUACCAGAGUAUUACAACGCUCAACGAGCAAUGGAAUAACCUUCAAGUGAAAGAGGGAAAACUAUAUGAGUGGCAAGCAAAGUCUACCUACAUACAUCAUCCUCCAUACUUUGAGUCCAUGGGUAUGGAAGUAAAACCGGCCAAUGUAAUAGAAAAUGCGGCCUGCCUUGCCCUCUUUGGUGACUCAAUCACAACUGACCAUAUAUCCCCCGCAGGGAACAUUGCCAAGGAAUCUCCUGCUGCCAAGUAUCUGCAAGAGCACGGGGUUGAACGAAAAGACUUUAACACAUAUGGUUCACGUCGUGGUAACGACCUUGUGAUGGUGCGGGGUACAUUUGCAAACACGCGUCUUGGCAACAAGCUUGUCGGUGAGGGUCAGACUGGUCCAUUUACCGUAUAUUGGCCAACCAAUGAGAAAAUGUAUAUUUUUGAUGCUGCUAUGAAGUACCAGACCGAUAACAUUCCACUUGUCAUCCUUGCUGGAAAGGAGUACGGCAGUGGUUCCUCGCGUGACUGGGCUGCCAAGGGGCCCUUCCUGCAGGGCAUCAAGGUGGUCAUUGCAGAGAGCUUCGAGCGUAUUCACCGCUCCAAUCUUGUCGGCAUGGGAAUCGUUCCGCUGCAGUUUAAGCCAGGUGAGACUGCGCAGUCUCUCGGCCUCACGGGCAAAGAAAAGUUCAGCUUCGACUUCUCCACUGGCAUGCGCCCUGGCCAGGAGGUGACCGUGCAGAAGAACGACGGCACCUCGUUCAAGGCCAUCCUCCGGAUUGAUACGGAAAUGGAGGUGAAAUACGUGGAGAACGGUGGCAUUUUGCAAUACGUUCUCCGGGAGAAGAUUCGUGGCGCCUUGUAA